GAAUGUAGGACCGCGGCUCAGCAUCAAGCUCCUUCGAAGCAAAAUAUGUCAAACACUUGAAGUCCUCUACUUGGAUUUUAUCCUGACUGCAGCCGAAUAAUGGAUGAUCUCAGAGGCAUGUGCUGUUCUGUGUGUUAUAAUCCGUUUCAUGCUACAGAGAGUCAAGCUAUUCCGCGUAACUUGAACUGCGGACACACAUACUGCACAGGCUGUCUUGGCAAACUCUCCGCCCAAAGCCAGUAUGCAUUUGUGAGGUGCCCAGCUUGUAAGCACGAAACACUACUCUUGUCACGAUUUAACGGCAUACCAUCAUUACCUAAGAACUUUGGGCUAUUAGAGAUCAUUGAAAGCAAGGAAAAUGCUGACAAGGCACCUGCUAGUGCAAGUACCAUCGACCAGGAGAGGGCCAAGCACCGGCACUUGUGCACUGAGCAUGAUGAGCCUAAGAAAGUCUAUUGCUAUGACGAUCAGGUCCUUAUUUGUAUUUAUUGCCAGAUAUAUGGUAAGCAUCAAGGACAUAGGUGUGAUCUCGCGAGUCGGCUUGCAACUAAUGUCAGAGAGGAGUUAUCCAAGAUCACAGUGCAGAUUGAAGAAGAACAUGAAAAGAUUGUGAUGGCCAGAAGAGCCAUCGAGGCAAGAAAAGAAGCAAUAACACAGAAGAAGGAGGCAUUGGGACAAAAGAUUGCACAUCAGGCCUCUGGAAUACGAACUGUUGUCAACAAAAUAGAAUCAGAUUUGAGACUUAAACUGGGUAUGCUAACACAGGCAAAGCUUGAGGUUCUGGAGAAGCAAAACAGAUCACUGUGCCAAGUAAUACUCAAGUGCGAAGAGCUGUACACACUGAUGCAGAGGGUCCAAAAAGAUGGAGAUGCCUGCCUUAUUGAGUCAAAGUCAUCUAUUGAUUCACUAUCUAAGGAAAUCAUCGAACUUUCAGAGACUUGUAAUCUGGCCCCAUGUGCUAAGGACAACCUGGUAUUCCAUAGUAAUCAUAUAGAGACAUUGUACACCCUCCGCCUGGCCGUGGGGGAUGUGAUGGAAUCAGAAGAAGAAGUACAAACCGGAGCCUGCGAAGCAGCGCAUGCUCAGGCGGAGCCCGAAAGUCUGCUGACCAGAGUUCUCGCCGACCUCGAGCAAGUUGUGACGGACGCAGAGAACAACAACAGUAGGAUGCGAGGUCUUGUAGAAAGCACCGAAGCACAGGGGGAGGACACGGAUAAGGAUAGUACGGAUUUGACGUCUACUGAGGAGGACACGGGGGAAGAAGAUGAUGAGGAGGAGGAGAUGGAAGAAGAGGGACAGCAAGGCAAAGGAGCUGCUACCGCUGUCACUGCGGAGGGCUCCCUUUCGUCAGAUGGUGAUCUGCUUGGUGCAGUGGGAGGCGCCUCUCCCGCCGCAGCGGUACAGACCCAGGACACGAAGCGAAAGAACGAGAGCAAGCAGGGGCUACUGCGAGAGCUGCAGAUGGAGAUUGAGCGCCUCAAGCUGUUGGGGCCUCGCGGUGAGCUCAUCAGGGUCGUGGAUGACGACGAGAGCUCGAGCUCCGAGGAGGAGGAGGAGGAGGAGGACACGGAUGACAGCAGUGAUGAUGAUGAUAAACCAAGACUGCAAGUAGAUUUCAAAAUCCGUGUCAACAACGACACUGGUCGAGCACGGGCCUCAAACAGGCUCGCGCUAACCGCGCAGGGAAUGGACACGAGCAUGCCAAGCGAAUCACGUGACACCCCAGCCACUCGUCACCGGUCCCAGCUCGUCCCUCGAGGGUCGCGCUGCUCUGUGCCCAAUUGCCAACACCUCCUGAAUGCCGCGUUGCAGUGCAAAAUCUGUAAGCGUGUGUUUUGCCGCCAGUGUGCGGCGGUAUCGCGUAUCUGCGGCCGUAGCCAAACCGGACACUCCUUUGUAAGAUACAAACCGCACAAUAAAUCACCAAAAACCUAUAAAAGCUCCGCUUCUAAAUCGAAAAAGAGCACGUCAAAAAAUUUGAGUAGUUCCGUGAGCCCGCCAUGGACAUGUCAGCGGUGUACCAUGAUAAAUGAAGGUCACGUGUUGGUCUGUGCCGCGUGUUUGACCAGCCAAGACUAUGACCCUUCUAUGGUACGGAGCGUGUGCCCUGUAUGCACCCUUGUCAAUGAACCUGGGAAAAGCACGUGUGAACUGUGUAACAGCGAUCUUGAGACGCCGGACAACACUAUGCGAAGUGAAGAAAACGACGCGGAAAAACCAGACUAGUCUUCUAGGAAAACGAUGCGACAAAACUAGAAUAGUCCACUAUGGAAGGGAAACGAUGCGGAAAAACUGGAUUAGUCCACUAUGGAAGGGAAAAGAUGUGGAAAAACCGGACUAGUCCACUAUGGAAGGGAAACGAUGCGGAAAAACCGGACUAGUCCACUAUGGAAGGGAAACAAUGCGGAAAACCGGACUAGUCCAUUAUGGAAGAAAAACGAUGCGGAAAAAACCGGACUAGUCCAAUAUUGAAGGUUUACAGCCAAAUUCGUUGUUGCGCGACCACAAACGAAUCCAAAAUCCAUGUCUCGUUUGGGAAUAGCGCGUAGUCAGACAAAAGCUUUAGGGGGGGGGGGGGGUUGCCUGGUUUUGAUUGUUUGUUUUGAUUGACUACGCGCUCUGUAUUAUUUUCUGUAAUCUGUAUUAUUAUACAGAUUACAGAAAUAGCAAAUAUAUACAAUUGUACGAUCUAUAAAUCUGUACAGAAAAGGAUAGGUAGAUCAUAACGCGACCAGUAAAACCGUGAACAACGGAAAUAUGUAUAGAAUGUUUGUUCCGACCAAUCACUUGCAAGAUGUUCAAACAGUCAACUAGAAACAAAUCGCAGUGUCCGAAUUCUCGCGUCUGAUUCGUUUAACUGGUUGCGCUGUAAGCGAACGCAAGUGUAUCCAUGUAAUUCGUAAUAAAUUGUAGAGACGUUGAAGUCACGUACACAAGCGUUGCUUGCAUAAAAAAAAUUAUAAAGGAAGACGAUUAUCCUAGUGCUAUUUAAUAAACCUGUUGGAAGACUCGUA
Molecule: messenger RNA, 3014 nt
Organism: Nematostella vectensis (starlet sea anemone)
Lineage: Eukaryota; Metazoa; Cnidaria; Anthozoa; Actiniaria; Edwardsiidae
Exons: 7
Coding region: 100-2226 (708 amino acids)
Molecular function (GO): zinc ion binding
Source: RefSeq, a predicted model, not a curated record